Molecule: messenger RNA, 2691 nt
Organism: Xenopus laevis (African clawed frog)
Lineage: Eukaryota; Metazoa; Chordata; Amphibia; Anura; Pipidae
Gene: cdh3.S
Product: cadherin 3 S homeolog
Biological process (GO): cell-cell junction assembly; cell-cell adhesion mediated by cadherin; calcium-dependent cell-cell adhesion
Cellular component (GO): catenin complex; plasma membrane; cytoplasm
Molecular function (GO): calcium ion binding; beta-catenin binding; cadherin binding
Source: RefSeq, marked provisional
GCAUGAGGCUUCUGUUCGGGACGGUGGCUGUGCACAAGCGGGCGCACAUGGGGGGCACCAGGCUUAGAAACGCGAGCGUGUGGCUUUGCGGACUGCUUUGCUUGUUACAGGUUGUGCCUUCCAUAAAUGCAGAUGUUUCUGGAUGCAAGCCUGGAUUUUCUUCUGCCGAAUACAUUUUUUCUGUGAACCGUAGGGAGCUGGAGAGGGGCAGAAAGCUAGGCAAAGUGAACUUUAGCGACUGCACAACCCGGAAACAUGGUUUAUAUGACGUGGGAGACUCUCGAUUCAGGGUGCUGCCAGAUGGCACUGUUCUAGUAAAACGCCAUGUGAAACUUCACAAGGACACCAAAUUUACAAUCAGUACGUGGGAUGCACGUGGCAAUAAGCACUCUACUAAUAUUGCUGUUGCAAGCAAACGCCAUCGAUCUGGAGAGGAAGCUCAUUCAAGAUCUUCAAAACUACCAGUGCUGACAUUUCCAGAGACGCACACAGGCCUCAAAAGGAAGAAGAGAGACUGGGUCAUCCCUCCUAUAAAGGUUUCUGAGAAUGAACGUGGCCCUUUCCCCAAACGUCUCGUGCAGAUCAAAUCCAACAAAGACCGGUUUAAUAAGGUUUACUACAGUAUUACUGGGCAAGGGGCCGACAACCCUCCUCAAGGAGUUUUUCGUAUAGAGUGGGAGACCGGAUGGAUGCUAGUUACUCGGCCUUUGGAUCGUGAAGAGUAUGAUAAAUAUGUGCUGUCUUCUCAUGCCGUUUCUGAGAAUGGUUCUCCUGUGGAGGAACCGAUGGAAAUAACCAUCAAUGUGAUUGAUCAGAAUGAUAACCGUCCCAAAUUCACACAAGAUGUGUUCAGAGGAUCUGUCAGGGAGGGUGUGCAGCCAGGCACCCAGGUGAUGGCUGUAUCUGCAACAGAUGAAGACGACAAUAUAGACAGCCUGAACGGUGUCCUUUCCUAUUCCAUUCUGAAGCAGGAUCCUGAAGAACCAAUUCCUAACUUGUUUACCAUAAACCGUGAAACCGGAGUGAUUAGCUUGAUUGGGACAGGUUUGGACAGAGAGAAAUUUCCAGAAUAUACCCUUACUGUCCAAGCUACAGAUCUGGAAGGCGCAGGACUCUCCGUAGAGGGGAAAGCUAUUAUUCAGAUCACUGAUGCAAACGACAAUGCUCCAAUUUUUGAUCCAAAAACUUAUACAGCACUGGUCCCAGAGAAUGAAAUUGGUUUUGAAGUUCAGAGACUGUCUGUUACAGACUUGGAUAUGCCUGGUACGCCUGCAUGGCAGGCAGUCUACAAGAUAAGGGUUAACGAAGGAGGUUUUUUUAAUAUUACAACAGAUCCCGAGUCUAAUCAAGGAAUACUAACAACUGCUAAGGGUCUGGAUUUUGAACUGAGGAAACAGUACGUGCUUCAAAUCACUGUAGAGAAUGCUGAACCUUUCUCUGUUCCACUACCAACCUCGACUGCUACAGUUACUGUGACUGUGGAGGAUGUCAAUGAAGCCCCCUUCUUUGUACCAGCUGUCAGUAGAGUUGAUGUAUCUGAAGACCUUUCACGUGGAGAGAAAAUUAUUUCACUUGUAGCGCAGGACCCUGAUAAGCAACAGAUACAAAAAUUAAGCUACUUCAUUGGCAAUGACCCAGCUCGCUGGCUUACAGUAAAUAAGGACAAUGGCAUUGUCACUGGAAAUGGCAACUUGGAUCGUGAGUCAGAGUAUGUCAAGAACAAUACAUAUACAGUCAUCAUGCUGGUGACAGACGAUGGUGUUCCAGUUGGCACUGGCACCGGGACGCUCAUUCUACAUGUGCUGGAUGUAAAUGACAAUGGUCCUGUCCCCAGCCCUCGAGUCUUCACCAUGUGUGAUCAAAAUCCAGAGCCCCAAGUAUUAACAAUCAGUGAUGCUGACAUCCCUCCAAACACCUACCCAUACAAAGUUUCACUUUCACAUGGCUCUGAUUUAACAUGGAAGGCUGAACUUGACAGCAAAGGAACAUCAAUGCUUCUAAGUCCAACACAGCAGCUGAAGAAAGGAGACUACAGCAUUUAUGUGCUUCUGUCUGAUGCACAAAAUAAUCCGCAGCUGACUGUGGUGAAUGCAACUGUAUGCAGCUGUGAGGGAAAAGCAAUAAAAUGCCAGGAAAAGCUUGUCGGUGGUUUUGAUCUGCCAAUUAUCCUUGUGAUCUUGGGUUCAGUCUUGGCUCUGUUGAUACUAUUCUUGCUGCUGCUCCUGUUUCUGAAGAGAAAGAAGGUUGUGAAGGAGCCUCUACUUUUGCCAGAGGAUGAUACCAGGGAUAAUAUAUUUUAUUAUGGAGAGGAAGGUGGAGGAGAGGAGGAUCAGGAUUAUGACUUGAGCCAGCUGCACAGAGGCCUAGAUUCUCGUCCAGACAUAAUGAGAAACGAUGUGGUUCCCACCUUGAUGCCUGCCCCACAUUACAGACCUCGUCCUUCAAACCCAGAUGAAAUUGGUAACUUCAUUGAUGAGAACUUGGAUGCAGCUGACAAUGACCCCACUGCUCCCCCAUAUGACUCUCUUUUAGUGUUCGAUUAUGAAGGCAGUGGCUCUGAAGCUGCAUCGCUCAGCUCCCUGAACUCUUCCAACUCGAAUGAUGAACAUGAUUACAACUAUUUGAGUGAUUGGGGCCCCCGCUUCAGAAAGUUAGCAGAUAUGUAUGGUGGAGAUGAUGAUGAAGAGUAGA